AUGGAGAAACUGCUAAACACUCCUCUAAUGAAGCUAUAAAUAACUACCACCUCCUCUUCAAUCAACCAUCAAAAUCGAAAGCAAGCAAGCAAAAAAACGUAGAAAAUUCUCAAAAAGUUCACUGAAAAUGUCUCUGAUCCCAAGAAUUUUCGGCGAUCGACGAAGCAGCAGCAUGUUCGAUCCAUUUUCAAUUGACGUAUUUGAUCCAUUCAGGGAAUUAGGCUUCCCAAGUACCAAUUCAGGGGAGAGCUCUGCAUUUGCCAACACACGAAUAGACUGGAAGGAAACUCCAGAAGCUCAUGUGUUCAAGGUUGAUCUUCCAGGGCUUAAGAAGGAGGAAGUCAAAGUGGAAGUCGAGGAGGAUAGGGUUCUUCAGAUCAGCGGAGAGAGGAACGUGGAGAAGGAAGAUAAGAAUGAUAAGUGGCAUCGCAUGGAGCGAAGCAGCGGGAAAUUCAUGAGGAGAUUUAGACUUCCGGAGAAUGCAAAGAUGGAUCAAGUUAAGGCGUCUAUGGAGAAUGGAGUGCUUACUGUUACUGUUCCAAAGGAAGAGGUGAAGAAGCCUGAGGUCAAGUCCAUUGAGAUCUCUGGUUAAAUGCUCUGGUUGGGAACAAACCUGUAGUAUUAAGUCAAGUGUGUACUGUCGAAGAUUUUGAGUUUACUUAUUUUCUGUCUGUGUCUUGUGCGCUGAGUCGUUUUACUAGUUGGUUGUUAUCUGUUUGAUGUAUUUUCCUUGAGAACUCUUAUGUGUGAAAGAAUGUAUUACUACUAAUAAUAGUAUUUCUGGUGCCA
Solanum lycopersicum (tomato) is the source of this 789-nucleotide messenger RNA. It is a transcript of the gene HSP17.8, whose product is annotated as 17.8 kDa class I heat shock protein. The record is from RefSeq and is marked validated. NCBI's taxonomy places the organism in Eukaryota, Viridiplantae, Streptophyta, Magnoliopsida, Solanales, Solanaceae. Gene Ontology annotation, biological process: response to heat; protein folding; protein complex oligomerization.